GUCGCCGGUGCUUCUUGGCCAAGUUAGGAGGCCGCCUUUUCGGAAACGGUGCAUUUGCGAGUCCCCGUUUUUUCCAGUACUGCAUGCCAGCCAGCGUACGGCGUGCGUGUGUGUGUUGCCCUAACGGUUACCAAAAUGUGGGCGAAGCAUGUGCGAUAAAUAGAAAGAGAUAGAGCGAGCGAAAGAGAGAGAAAGAUAACCGUGAAAGUGAAAUAACCGAAACGUGCAACUCCGUAUCUGUUCGUGCAACAGAUGCGGACGUUGGUUGUUGCCUGAAGACCUCAACGACCGAACCAAAGCGAAGAACAAAAGCCAACAACCGCCCCCCCCUUAUAAUCAUCACCCCUCCUUCCCCCCCUUAAGUGAUAAAAGCCCCAAGACGACGUCCAAGAAGAAGCAACAGCCGCAGCGGCCGAAGGCGUCGUCCAGCAGCAGCAGCAUGUUCAAGUGCAUUCCAAUCUUCAAGGGCUGCAACCGGCAGGUGGAGUUUGUGGACAAGCGCCACUGCUCCCUGCCGCAGGUGCCCGAGGAGAUACUCCGCUACUCGCGCACCCUGGAGGAGCUCUUCCUGGACGCGAAUCACAUCCGCGACUUGCCCAAGAACUUCUUCAGAUUGCAUCGCCUGAGAAAGCUGGGCCUGAGCGACAACGAGAUCAACCGCCUGCCGCCGGACAUCCAGAACUUUGAGAACCUCGUCGAGCUCGAUGUUUCACGCAAUGACAUACCCGACAUUCCCGACGACAUCAAGCAUCUGCAGAGCCUGCAGGUGGCCGACUUCAGCUCCAAUCCGAUACCCAAGCUGCCCUCCGGCUUCUCCAAGCUGAAGAACCUCACCGUGCUGGGCCUGAACGACAUGUCGCUCACCACACUGCCGGCGGACUUUGGCAGCCUGACGCAGCUCGAGUCGCUGGAGCUGCGCGAGAAUCUGCUCAAGCACCUGCCCGAGACAAUAAGCCAGCUGACGAAGCUGAAGCGCCUCGACCUGGGCGACAACGAGAUCGAGGACCUGCCUCCCUACCUGGGCUACCUGCCCGGUCUGCACGAGCUCUGGCUGGACCACAACCAGCUGCAGCGCCUGCCCCCGGAGCUGGGCCUGCUGACCAAGCUGACCUACCUCGACGUCUCCGAGAACCGGCUGGAGGAGCUGCCCAACGAGAUCAGCGGCCUGGUCAGUCUCACGGACCUGGACCUGGCCCAAAACCUGCUGGAGACCCUGCCCGACGGCAUUGCCAAGCUGAGCCGCUUGACGAUCCUGAAGCUGGACCAGAACCGCCUCCAGCGAUUGAACGACACGCUGGGAAACUGCGUGAACAUGCAGGAGCUGAUACUGACGGAGAACUUCCUCUCGGAGCUGCCGUCCUCCAUCGGCCAGAUGACCAAGCUGAGCAACCUGAACGUCGACCGGAAUGCUCUGGAGUACCUGCCCCUGGAGAUUGGCCAGUGCGCCAACCUGGGCGUGCUCAGCCUGCGCGACAACAAGCUGAAGCGACUGCCGCCGGAGCUGGGCAACUGCACGGUGCUCCAUGUGCUGGACGUGAGCGGCAACCAGCUGCUGUAUCUGCCCUACUCGCUGGUGAACCUCCAGCUGAAGGCCGUGUGGCUGUCGGAGAACCAGUCGCAGCCGCUGCUCACCUUCCAGCCGGACACGGACGCGGAAACAGGAGAGCAGGUGCUGUCCUGCUACCUGUUGCCCCAGCAGGAGUACCAGCCCAUUACGCCCGACUAUCCACCCAUGACGCUCUACAGAUCGAGCGAAAAGUUCGACUCGACGGAGUUCUACAGCUAUCAGCAGAAAGCCCGCGAUCUGGAAUCCGAUUCGGAGCCGUUUGAGGAGCGCGAACCAUCCCGCACGGUGGUCAAGUUCUCGGAGGAGGCCACCCAGGAGAAGGACACACCCUUCGUGCGCCAAAACACGCCGCAUCCCAAGGAUCUCAAGGCCAAGGCGCAGAAGCUGAAGGUGGAGCGUAGUAGGCACGACGACAACCUGGUCAACCUGGUGACGCUGCCGGAGGAGAACGGUACGCGGUUAGCCGAGACACCAACGGAGACACGAACCUUGGUGAAUAACAGCCUCCAACAGCCAGCUCAGCCGGUACAGCAACCGGUUGUUGGUGUAGUUUCCCCAACAGCCACAGUCGCACCACCAACCACAAUUCUACCUGGUGGUUUGGAGAACAAUAACUCGAAGGCGACUCCACCAGCAGUGGUGGCAACUGAGCUGGCCACCACUGUGCCUGCUGAAGAAAAUCAAGAAGAAGAUGAGCAGGAUGAUGAAUUCGAAUCCGAUCGCCGUGUGGGCUUUCAGGUGGAGGGCGAAGAUGACGACUUUUACAAGAGGCCUCCCAAGUUGCACAGAAGGGACACUCCCCACCAUUUGAAGAACAAACGUGUUCAGCAUUUAACCGACAAGCAGGCCAGCGAGAUUCUGGCCAAUGCCUUGGCCUCCCAGGAGCGCAAUGACACCACUCCCCAGCACUCGCUGUCGGGCAAAGUGCAGUCCCCCAUUGAGGAGAACGCCGAUGCCGAGCAGUUGGAACUGGAGCAAGAGCAGGAGGAGGAACAGAAGCAGCAGAAGCGUCCUUUUGACACAUCCCUGUCGCCCAUUCCGGCCGGGAAGCCGGAAACUGCCACCGAGCAAGAUAACCUAGACGGCGUUACGGAGCUGCGUUUGGAGCAGUACGAGAUCCACAUUGAGCGCACUGCCGCUGGACUUGGUCUGAGCAUUGCCGGGGGCAAAGGUUCCACGCCCUUCAAGGGCGACGAUGACGGCAUCUUCAUAUCAAGAGUCACCGAAGCAGGUCCCGCGGACCUGGCCGGCCUGAAAGUGGGCGACAAGGUGCUCAAGGUCAACGGUAUAGUUGUGGUGGACGCCGAUCACUACCAGGCGGUCCAGGUGCUGAAAGCCUGCGGCGCCGUGUUGGUGUUGGUGGUGCAGCGCGAGGUGACACGCCUGAUUGGACAUCCGGUGUUUAGCGAGGACGGCAGUGUGUCGCAAAUCUCGGUGGAAACUCGUCCCCUGGUGGCGGAGGUGCCUCCCUCGGCGGCGGUCAGCCAUGAGCGUUACAUCCCGGCCCCCAUUGAGGUUGUGCCACAGCAGCAGCUGCAGCAGCAGCUCCCUCCUGUUCAGCAGGUGGCUCCUGCUCACACCUACACUGGCAACGUGUUUGCCACGCCCACUGCCGCCCCAACAGCAGAGCCGGCAGCCACGAAUGGAUUACUAAAUGGCAGGGAGGCGCCGCUGAGCUACAUCCAGCUGCACACGACGCUGAUCCGCGACCAGAUUGGCCAGGGCCUGGGCUUCAGCAUUGCGGGCGGAAAGGGCUCCCCGCCGUUCAAGGACGACUGCGAUGGCAUUUUCAUAUCGCGCAUCACCGAGGGUGGCCUGGCGCACCGCGACGGCAAAAUCAUGGUUGGCGACCGGGUUAUGGCGAUUAACGGCAACGACAUGACGGAGGCCCACCACGACGCAGCGGUGGCCUGUUUGACGGAACCGCAGCGCUUUGUGCGCCUGGUGUUGCAGCGCGAGUACCGCGGUCCUCUGGAACCGCCAACCAGCCCGCGCAGUCCCGCCGUCCUCAACUCGCUGAGUCCUUCCGGCUAUUUGGCCAACCGCCCAGCCACUUUCGGACGAGCCGUGGGCGAGGUGGAGCAACCCUACAAGUACAACACCCUGGCCACCGCCACGCCCCCUGCCACACCAGCUGGCAGCACUGGCCUGAACAACAACAACAACACGCUGCCAAGCAGCAAAACAAACGGAUUUGCUGCCGCCACCGCCACGAUAGACAAGGCCACGGGUCAGCCGGUGCCGGCUCCCCGACGCACCAACUCCGUGCCCCUGGGCGAGCAGGAGGGUGCGCCCAACGGGGCGGCCUCGACAGCCAGCGGCGACUCCGGGGAGGCGCAGCCCUCCUCGCUGCGCCCGCUGACCAGCGACGAUUUUCAGGCGAUGAUACCGGCACACUUCCUCAGCGGCGGCAGUCAGCACCAGGUGCACGUGGCGAGGCCCAACGAGGUGGGCGUGAGCGCCGUUACGGUGAACGUUAACAAGCCGCAGCCGGAUCUGCCCAUGUUCCCGGCGGCACCCACCGAACUCGGCCGCGUCACCGAGACGAUCACCAAGUCCACGUUCACGGAGACGGUGAUGACGCGCAUCACCGACAAUCAGCUGGCGGAGCCCCUGAUCAGUGAGGAGGUUGUCCUGCCCAAGAACCAGGGCUCCCUAGGAUUCAGCAUCAUCGGCGGAACGGACCAUUCCUGUGUGCCCUUCGGCACUCGAGAGCCCGGAAUAUUCAUCUCGCAUAUUGUUCCUGGCGGUAUCGCCUCCAAGUGCGGCAAGCUGCGCAUGGGCGAUCGCAUUUUGAAAGUCAACGAGGCGGAUGUUUCCAAGGCCACGCAUCAGGACGCUGUCCUCGAGCUGCUGAAGCCCGGAGAUGAGAUCAAGCUGACCAUCCAGCACGACCCCCUGCCGCCAGGCUUUCAGGAAGUGCUCCUCAGCAAGGCGGAGGGCGAGCGCCUGGGCAUGCACAUCAAGGGCGGGCUGAACGGGCAGCGCGGUAAUCCCGCCGAUCCCUCCGACGAGGGCGUCUUCGUGUCUAAAAUUAACUCGGUCGGUGCGGCCAGACGGGACGGAAGGCUUAAGGUUGGCAUGCGAUUGCUGGAGGUGAAUGGACACUCCCUGUUGGGAGCUUCGCACCAGGACGCGGUCAACGUGCUGCGCAGCGCCGGCAACGAGAUUCAAUUGAUUGUCUGCAAGGGCUACGACAAGUCCAAUUUAAUUCAUUCCAUUGGCCAGGCCGGCGGCAUGAGCACUGGCUUUAACUCGUCUGCAUCCUGCAGCGGUGGCAGUCGUCAAGGCUCCCGUGCCUCGGAGACGGGCUCUGAACUGAGCCAGAGCCAGAGCGUGUCCAGUCUGGACCCCGACGAGGACGAACGCCUGCGACAGGACUUCGAUGUGUUCGCCUCGCAGAAGCCAGAUGCACAGGCCACGAUUCAAACCGGCCUGGCAGCUGCUGCUGCCCUGGUGCACGGAGCCGCCUCACCGACGCCCACCAGCACCCCCAUUCCGACUGCCGCGCCAGUGGCAUCCGCGGACUCGGACACGCCAGCUGCCCAGACCGUGGCGCUCAUUCACGCAGAACAGGCCCACCAGCAGCAGACGCAGCUGGCGCCGCUGGGCCAGGAGAAGAGCACGCAGGAGAAGGUGCUGGAGAUUGUUCGCGCGGCCGACGCCUUCACCACCGUGCCACCAAAGUCGCCAUCGGAACAUCCCGAGCAGGACAAGAUACAGAAGACGACGACGGUUGUCAUAUCGAAGCACACGCUCGAUACGAACCCGACCACACCGACGACCCCGGCAGCUCCACUACCCAUUACGGGCGCGGAGUCGGCGACCUCUGGCACUGCUCCCGCACCCGCUCAGGCUCCAGCUCCAGCUCCAUCUCCAUCUCCGGCUGUAGCCGUGCAGACACAAACGCAGGAAACGGAGAAGGACGAGGAGGAGCACCAGCUACGGCAACGAGGCACCCAGACGCCGGAUCGCCUAGCCCCGGGCUCCCGGUACUCCUACCAGCAGAUGCUGGAAAGCCAGGAGGAUACUCGCAGCUCUGGCAGGGCCACCCAAACGCAGCCCAAGAAGGCAGAGCCUGUCUACAUCAUAGACGACGAUGAAGACGACGACGAUGACUACGAAGACCACCACCAGAAGGUGGACGACAUUGACGCCAUCCAGGAGGAGGAUGAGGACGAGACUACCGAGAGCUCUCCGCCCCUGGAUCUCCAGUCGCCGCCCUCCUAUGCCGACACCGAUUCCGACUGCUUCGAUCGUCCGCGACGUGGACGUUACACCAGCGACUCGGAGAGCGACUGCCGGCCGUACAAGCCCUCGAGGUCGGGACGCAGCACUCCGGAAUACGGCGGAGGUCAUCGCAAGUCCGUGAGCUUCGACCUCAGUGGCGACGAGCGCUCCAGGUCUGACUAUGAGAGAUCUCGCUCCCGCACUCCAGAUGGCUAUUCCCGUGCCUACGACUCUGAACAGGACACCAGGUCGGGACGCAGCCGCCUGCCGCGCAAGGGAAUCCUCCGAGCCACCAGCCCCUGCUCCACCCUGGAGAAAGCCGAGCCCAUUGUUCCAGCUGUAGCCCGAAUCCGCGAGGUGGAGUCUCCGCAAGUGCAGCGCGUUUCCCGAGCCACUUCCCCGGAGCGGCCUGGCGAGAUUGAGCGCGAGAAUCCUUUCCGACAUCCCUUGGCCGAGGACGAUGAAUAUACGCGGGUAGCCAAGGAGAUCAGCAAGUCGCCACGAUCACCGCGCACCACCCGAGAGCAGUUCUUCUUUGGAAGCUCGCGCUCUAGUGAGGACCUCCUGGAGCAGUCCCAGUCGCAGUCUAGUGGCCGCAGCACGCCCAACACGGUGAUCUCCAAAUCCACGGAGAACUUGACGGGCACCCGGCCGAAGGUGCCGCCUCCAACGCCCCCAAAGCCCCAGCUAAAGAAAGCCGAUCUGGUCCGCAACGUGGCCCUGGAAACCUUCCAGGCCAGCGACGUGGGCCAGGGUGACUUUACGGUCUUCGAGCACGACGCCAGUACGAAUACCAUCCAUCCGGUGGAGGCCAAGUUGCCCGUUAGGGUGGUGACCAAGUCGAAGCCCAGUCGGCCCAGGGAGUCACCUCCGCCGCCGCCCGUUAACUUCGCCACCCUGCCGAAGCUGCCCACCACGCCCACUCUGAGAGAGGAGGAGUCCCUGUACAUGGAGGCGCUGCCGCCCACACCCUCCCAGCUGCGGCCGCACGACUUUGUGCACGAGAACUCGCCGGACAACAUCCUGGUGACACCGCAGGAGCACCGCGAGUACCUGCUUCGGGAGAACGAGCUGCGCAACCAGCUGCGAGCCCCCUACGAACCCGCACCACCGAUUCCGAUUGCGGGUGACGGAUAUUCGUCAACACCUGCCGAGGACGAGCAGGCCCCUGCAACGAAAGCAACCCCAACUAAAGUGCCCAAAUCGGUUUCUGAUAAGAAACGUUUCUUUGAGUCUGCCAUGGAGGAUCAGCACAAGCCGACACAAAAGACAGAGAAAGUUUUCUCAUUCCUGUCGAAGGAUGAGGUGGAAAAGUUGCGCCAGGAGGAGGAGAAGAAGAUUGCAACACUGCGCCGUGAUAAGAAUUCCAGAUUAUUGGAUGCCGCCAACGACAAUAUUGACAAGGAUGAGGCCAGUCGGGCCGAUAAGCGGAGGGAUAAUGACGCCAACAGCAAUAGCAGCGGCGAGGAUAACGAUGGCAGCGACCGGGACGAGGAGGCAGCUCGAGGGGAUGCCGUUGACAACGCCGCUCUGGGGCGUUACGAGGAUGCGGAUGCGGAGGACAUGAGAACCGCACAAAGUCUGGCGCAGACAACGCCGCACGCCCCCAGCAAAAUUCCCAAGCAGAAGCAGCCAAAGAAGCAAAAGGAUCCGGAACCGGAGCCGGAGCCGGCCAAACCCAUUGAGGCCGAUCCACCCAAGCCUUCGCUGCUGCCCAAGCCAAAGGUCAAAGUUGUUAUCCCGCCCGCUCUGCAGCAGCGCCUUAAACAGCAACAGCACAAGGAGCUGAAGCCGCAGCAGUCUCCUCCUGCCGAGGAGCCCACGAUUCCCGAGGAAGAGGCUCCGCUUCGAACUUUGCCCGAGCCAGAGGACUCACAGUCCGCCCCCGGAGGCAGUCGCAUUCCAGUGCGAACUCUGAAAGCCGAGCGCCGCGCCCUGGCAGCUGCCGCCCGCCAAUCCGGGCUGAGGGUGGAGGAGUAUCUCCGGCAGCUGGAUAUGGAGGAUGGCACUUCGCCGCCCACCACACCCACCACGCCCACAACACCCACGUCGGGCAAGAGCCGGGCCAUGAUUAAUGCCGAGAAGCGCGCCUCGUGGCGAGCAGCUCGUCUUCGAUCCCUGGAGCAGGGCGCCGUGGAGGCCCAGGACGUGAUCAAGAACAUGCGCAAGAUGACCGACGAUCUGAUAACCCACGAGGCCAAGGCCAGCGAGGCUCAGCCGAAAAUAGUCUUUCCCAAAAUUGCCAUAAAAUCGAGCGACGGUCCAGUCAUCGUGCGCGAACGUGAGAAAAUCCUCGAUGAGAAGAUUGUGCGCCGCACUGAGGAGGUGCCCUGCCCCAUUACGGGGCGACCUCAACUGCGCACUGUCGAGUACAUCGAGAAAAUCAUCGAGACGGAGGUGGAGACUUGCAAGGAGCGCAUCAUAUCCUUGGAGCUGCAGGUGCCCGAAUCCGAGGAGGGGACGCUCGAUGACACCCAACCGCCGCUGGAGCUACAAGACGAAGAAGACGAUGAUUUCGAUGAGGAGGACGAAGACGAUGACGAGGACUAUGAGGAGGAGGAGGAAGACACUGCCUCCAUUGUCACCGUCCAGGCCAACAACGAGAAGUUGUUCCUGCGCCACGACUCGGACACCUAUGGUCCCUCGUCCAUCGAGAGUUCGGCAUCCGGCAAGGUGCGCAUCAAACCUGCGCCCCUGUCCCUCCACCAAACACUGGCCAAGGAGACGACAAUUGUCGAGGUGCUGAACCCAGUUAUAGGGGGCGAUGGCACUCCGCGCACCAUCCACGUGAGUGGCAGGGCUCCCUUUGACGAUGACUAUGACGAUGACGACGACGAGUCCUUCGAACAGGGGGCGGUGGCUGUUCUGCGCAGCGAAACUUUUGUGCUGCCCGCGGGCGCCGGAGGCGAAAGGUCUGAGCUGUCAUUAAAUGCAAAAAUGAAAACCGUGCUCGAGGAGCUGCUGGAGAACGAGCGCGUUAAAUUGAAUUUGCAGAAGAGCCUCGAGGGGGAGGAGGAGGAGGACGACGAGGGCAGCAGUGCCUAUGGCGACGCGCGCGACGAUGUGGAGAGCGAUGCCGCCUACGGGGAUGCCGUCGAUGAUGUUGUUGACUUUGGCCGUGCAACUAAUGACCAGGACGAUGCCAAGAAUGGCAAUCAGCAGCUGCUGGAGGAGCUGAUAAAGGACAGCAACCGCAACACAAUCAUUGCUAAAUUGGCGGGCCAAUUGUCGGACGAUGAUGAUGAGGAAGAGGACGACGACGAGGAGGAGAGUAGCGACUCUUCUGACGAGGAGAGCGACGACUCCGACGAGGAGGAUAAUGCCGAAGAGCAGCUUAACGUCACCUAUGUGCAGGGCGCCCAGGUGAUCGAGAAUCUCAACACGGCGGCGGCCACUGGUGGCGGCAAGCUGCACAAGUCCCAGACCUACACCGCCAUCAAGCAGGCCGAAGAAGAGGCGGCAAAGGAGCUGGAUGCGGAAGAGGAUGAAGCCGUAUCCGAGCCUGAGAGGGGUCCAUGUGGUUCCCAUACUCUGGCCCAGCUCCAGGCCGAGCAACGGGCGCUGGCCGAGAUCUCAAAGCAGCUGCGCAAAUCCGUGGAGGACUUGCUCAGCGCCGAUGGUGGCACUGUGGUGGAGACACAGCGCACCUACACCCUUCCGGCGGCCAGUGACAGUGCGGCCGUGGUCACCGUCACCGAGGUGAUCAAGAAGCAGAAGCAGCGAAAGGGCGAGUCUGGCGAGGCCAUCUUCAACAGGCUGCUGAGCGGCGAUGGGGCGGCGGAGCGUCAGGUCUUCGAUCGGCAGCAGGGCGAGACUGUCACCACCACGACCACCACAACAGAGGCUGUCAGUCCGGAUGACAACGACCAGCCGAGCACCAGUGUGGUGACCACCACCACGCGGACCGUGUCGAACAUUGUUACCAGUGGCAUUCCCCGGCCCGAGACCAGCAAGCCGGGCAAUCGCAACGGGAACGGCAAUGGCAACAAUAAUAACCGCAACAAGAACAAGCGAAAGGGCAAAAAGAAGUAAAGUGGCCGGCAAGCUGGUUAGCUGGCAAGGCUACAGAUAUUGCGUAUACGCCGUGUGGUGGGUAUCUGAGAUCCAAGCAAACACGCACGCACAAAGUACAGAAAUACGCACACACCUAAAUAUAAAAAAACAGCCCACAUAUCAGCGUGUUGGCCAGUUCUCUACCAUUAUGUACCCACUAACUGUAUACAUAUGUAUAUACAUAU
Drosophila bipectinata is the source of this 10035-nucleotide messenger RNA. Lineage: Eukaryota; Metazoa; Arthropoda; Insecta; Diptera; Drosophilidae. The record is from RefSeq and is a predicted model, not a curated record.